AUGAGCUCAAUAGAUCUCCAAAAGAAAGUCGGCCAACUGUUCGCGGUGGGGUUCCAUGGCCAUGAACCAAGUCCAGAGGUCAAAACACUCAUCCAUGACUACCACGUCGGAAGUAUUGUUGUUUUCUCCCGGAAUUUCCAAAAUGGCGAGCAACUUCUGGCCUUAACUUCUGCACUACAAAACGAGGCUCGACUUGCUGGACAUGAACGACCUCUACUCAUUGGUAUUGACCAAGAGAAUGGACUUGUCACUCGUAUCUCUCCUCCAAUUGCUACUCAGGUUCCCGGGCCGAUGGCUCUUGGGGCUACUCAUGACCCUGAACUGGCCUAUCAAGCGGGGAAGCUCACAGGCGAAACGCUAGGCUUCUUUGGCGUCAACAUGAACUACGCACCUGUCUGUGACAUUAAUUCGGAGCCCUUGAAUCCAGUCAUUGGAGUCCGCAGCCCCGGUGAUGACCCGGAGUUUGUGGGCCGAUUUGCUAGUGCAAUAGCGCGGGGUCUUCGAGAGACGAAUAUCGUCCCUAGCGUGAAACACUUUCCCGGUCACGGCGAUACUGCUACAGACUCUCAUUAUGGGUUACCAGUUAUCCCAAAAACUCGCGAUCAACUGGAGAGAUGUGAAUUACUUCCAUUUCGACGCGCUGUCGCCGAAGGUAUCGAGACUGUUAUGACGGCUCACAUCUCUCUGCCAAGCAUCGAUGACACACUGCCCGCAACGCUGUCGCCCAAGGUACUCGGGAUUCUACGCAAUGACAUGGCCUAUGAUGGGAUGGUCAUAACAGACUGUCUUGAAAUGGAUGGAAUUCGGUCCACCAUUGGAACUGAACGAGGCUCUGUUCUUGCACUCCAAGCUGGAAGUGACAGUAUUAUGCUGUGUCACACAUUUGAUGUACAGGUUGCUUCCAUCAAAAAGGUAUGCGAAGCAGUUGAAACUGAAAACCUCAUUUCAUCUCGUCUGGAUGAGGCGUGUCGCCGCGUAGCUCAUGUCAAAGACAAAUUCUUAGACUGGGAUACUGCAUUGCAUCAGAAGGGUCUCAAAGAGCUUGACACAAUCAACAGCCGAGCUUCACCAAUUUGCAAAGGGAUAUAUGAGCGAUCCGUGAGUGUUGUUCGCGAUACUAAAGGGAUACUUCCUUUGUCAACAACAUCGAAGGUUGUGCUUCUUUUCCCCGGAGGUACCAUCCCGGUAGGAGGUGCUGUAGAUGGCGAAGGAAUGGGGCGACAGGGGGCUUAUGAAGCUUCCCCGUAUCUUAAUGCGCUCCGGGUCCUCAAUCCUUCCGUGACGGAAAUCAAAUACAAGGAAACGGGGCUAUCUGAUGAGCAAUGGUCUGAUAUCAAAACUGCAGAUGCCGUCGUCUUUGUCUCUAUCAAUGGAACCGAGGCCCCCUAUCAACAGUCCCUUGGUAACGAGCUUCCGCGCCAUGUUCAACACUCGGUUUUCAUUGCUGCCUGUAGCCCAUACGACUUUCUUGAGACGCCCGAGGCUCAAACAUAUAUCACGACAUAUGAGCCGACUAUCGAAGCAUUCACUGUGGCCGCGCGAAUUAUUUUUGGUCAGUUGACACCGAAGGGGUCACUUCCCAUUAGCCGAGGUACCACAAAGAGGCCCGCCUUUAUAACUCCAUUUGAUGCUUCAAAAGACCUAGAUGACGUUGUGUCCCUGUGGAAUGAGGUGUUCCCAACAUACGCUCUUCCCGAUGACAGUCUUCGCAUUUUAGUCGACAGGAAGAAUGGGAAUCACUUCGUAGCCCGAGUCGGCACAAAGCUUGUUGGCUUCUGCCUCGCUUAUCUGAAUUCUUUUGGUCCACCUUCGACUGUGCAUAUUGCGGUUCUGGCUGUUUCCCAGGAUCAUCAAGGUAAAGGAAUCGGAACCUCACUCUUGACAGAAACUCGCUCGUACUUCAGAAACGAAUUCGGUAUCAACGUUAUAGACCUUGGAAGUUCUUUCCCCCGCUUCUGGCCCGGAAUACCUCGUGAUUUACCUGAAUCGGUUCAACAGUUUUUUACUCACCGCGGCUUUCGUCUCAGUCCGCCAGAAUCCCGAGCCGUGGAUCUUUAUCAGGAUAUUCGUAACUUCAGGGCCCCCGAGAAAUAUUUCACUCGUGCGCAAGACCGUGGCUUUCGCUUUGCUCCUUUGCAGUCUGAAGAUUAUGAGGCAUGCCUCGUUGGCCAGAGGAAGAACUUUUCAGAUAAAGCGGGCUGGGUUGAGACAUAUGUUGCUUUACAUCCUAGUAAAUAUCCACAUUGCGUGAUGACGGCCUUUGACUCGGAGGGACAACAGGUUGGAUGGACGCUAAUGUUGCCUCCCUGUCCCAAGUUGAAUGCAGGAUGGGCAUUCCCACAGACAUGUGGUCCAAACACAGGAUUGAUUGGUUGUGUCGGUGUUGAUGCUGACCAUCGUACGUCUGGUAUUGGGUUGGCACUCAUCUCCCAUGCCUUGAAAAAUAUGAAGCAGCGUGGUAUUGAGGGUGUCUUUGUGGACUGGGUUGCUCUUGAUGGGUGGUAUGAGCAAGUUGGCUUUGAUGUUUGGCGCAGUUAUCGGCCAGGCAAAAUUUGA
Messenger RNA from Penicillium angulare, 2556 nucleotides. RefSeq lists its product as uncharacterized. The transcript has 4 exons. The record is from RefSeq and is a predicted model, not a curated record. Gene Ontology annotation, biological process: carbohydrate metabolic process; peptidoglycan turnover. Gene Ontology annotation, molecular function: hydrolase activity, hydrolyzing O-glycosyl compounds; acyltransferase activity, transferring groups other than amino-acyl groups. Bases 1 to 2556 code for a protein of 851 amino acids. Lineage: Eukaryota; Fungi; Ascomycota; Eurotiomycetes; Eurotiales; Aspergillaceae.